AGGCCCGGCCCUGCGGCCGCUGGUGGUCGCCAUGGGCACCCGCGGCGACGUGGAGCCGUGCCUGCGCUUCGCGGCCGCGCUGCGGGCCCGCGGCCACGCGCCGCUGGUGCUGUCGCACUCGGCGUACGAGCGGGAGGUGGUCGGGACUUGGGGGCUCGACUUCCGCGCGUGCGGCAUCGACUUUUGCCCCAUGUCCGAGGCGUACCUGCAGGGCCAGACUCGGGCGGACCAGGUCUUCGCCGACCGCGGAUGGUACGGCGACGCUUGGGUGGACGUUGGCGACCGCAUGAGGGCGGCAGCGGCCGAGCACCGGUGCGACGUCAUAGUGGCCACCUCGAUGGGGAAUCAGCACGCUCUGGACAUUGCGGAGAAGGAGAGCAUGCUCUGCUUCUGCCUCAAGUUCUGCCCAGACAUCGAUGGGCAGAUCCCCACCGCAGAGUUCCCUCCGUCCGGGUACCCGCGCGGGAUGCCCGGGCCGCUCAACUACGCGGCCCACGUGCUCGAGAACACUCGGGUUGUCGGGUCCGUCUUCGCUGGCGGCUUCAUCCCGAGGGUGAUCGAGUUUCGGAAGUCGUUGGGGUUCGAAGCCAUGACGAUCGACGGACAGGGUCUUCUGCCCUUUCGCGUCAUGGACGACAUCGAGGUGCCGACCUACUCGCCCUACCGCAGUAGGCUACAGGCGAACCAGCCCUCGAUCUACGCGUUCAGCGAGACUCUGGCGGACAGGCCGCGGGAGUACUGCUCCUGGCACUUCGUGACCGGCUCGUUCGGCUGGCGCCAGGGCGGCGCUCGGAGCACGUUCCGCCGAGGGCGGCAGGAGGGGUGGCUGAGCAGGC
This is a messenger RNA of Prorocentrum cordatum, 836 nucleotides long. The record is from the annotation of a GenBank genome assembly. Lineage: Eukaryota; Dinophyceae; Prorocentrales; Prorocentraceae.